Arctia plantaginis is the source of this 348-nucleotide messenger RNA. Lineage: Eukaryota; Metazoa; Arthropoda; Insecta; Lepidoptera; Erebidae. The record is from the annotation of a GenBank genome assembly.
AUGUGGUUCCAACAGGAUGGAGCAACGGCACACACUGCGCGAGCCACAACCGAUAUUCUGAAGACGGCGUUCCCGGGUCGCCUCAUCUCUCGUUUUGGCGAUUUGCACUGGCCCGCAAGAUCGCCCGAUUUAACCGUUCCAGACUUUUUUUUGUGGGGUUUUUUGAAGUCCCGUGUUUACGUGAACAAGCCCGAGACCCUGGAAGCCCUCAAGGACAAUAUUAGACACGAGUGCAAGAAUCUGUCGCCCGAAGUUCUCGCCGAAGUGAUGAAAAAUGCCAUAAAACGAGCCCGUAUAGCAAUCAAUUGUGGCGGCGCCCAUUUGGCCGAUAUCAUCUUUUCGACUUGA